GGCUGCAUAAGCACUACAGCUCUGCUCAGCUCUCCACGCACACACACAUAUACACAACCGCGCGCGCCCGCACAGGGCUCCUCGCGGGGCUCAGUCAGUCCCUCCAGUCUGCAGGUCGGAUGCAGUGAGCGCACCUGUUGUUACUGCUGCCGUCUGAUCAGUGGAGGGGAGGCUCUCUGCCGUAGCUGAGGAAGAGAGAAGAGCACCGCGAGCCUCGGAGGGACGGAGCACGAGGGACAAGUUAAGAGUGGUCAUGGACUGCGAGGACGGCGAGAAGAGCUCAAAAAGGCGAGACGCUGUUGUUUAGGAUUUAAAGAUGUGCGCGCGGAGCCUGCGUUGUUAAAGAUGCGCGUGCGGAGUGUGCGUUUUCGCUUCUCUUAAAGCGCGGGCGACGGGGAGAUUUUAGUUUUCUUCAGAAGCGCUCGAGCUCUGAGAUGGAUUGGUAAGGGCGCGCGCGCACACCAUGAAGUCCAUCUUCUACAGCCGCUUCUUCAUCCUGCUGCCGUGGGUCCUCAUCGUCAUCAUCGUGAUGGACAUCGACACGAAGCGCUCGUCUGUCCGCAGCACGGCCGGCUCGUACCUGGCGCGCCUCGGGGACACGCAGCGGCGCGAGCGUCCGGCGCACGCGGCUCCCGCCGGCGCGAACCGCACGGCGCUGCAGCCGCUCAUCUACGCCGUCACGCCCACGUACAGCAGGGCGGUGCAGAAAGCCGAGCUCACGCGCCUCGCAAACACCUUCCGCCAGGUGCACCGCUUCCACUGGGUCGUGGUGGAGGACGCGGGCGCGCGCACCGAGCUGGUGGCGCGCUUCCUCGCGCGCUGCGGCGUGCCCUACACGCAUCUGCACGCGCUCACGCCGCGCCGCUUCAAGCGCAGCGGCAUGCCGCGCGCCACCGAGCAGAGGAACGCGGCGCUGGGCUGGCUGCGCACGCACCGAGCCACGCGCGAGCCCGGAGUGGUGUUCUUCGCCGACGACGACAACACGUACAGCCUCGAGCUGUUCGAAGAGAUGCGGUCAACCAGGGGGGUGUCUGUGUGGCCGGUGGGGCUGGUAGGAGGCCGCAGGUACGAGCGUCCUAUUGUAGAAAAUGGCAAAGUGGUGGGCUGGUACACUGGCUGGAGGGCUGACAGACCUUUUGCUAUUGACAUGGCAGGCUUUGCAGUGAACUUGCAGGUGAUCCUGGCUAACCCACGAGCCCUGUUCAAGAGGAGAGGAGCCAAGCCAGGCAUGCAGGAGUCUGAUUUCCUUAAACAGAUCACCAGGGUGGAGGACCUGGAGCCAAAAGCUAAAAACUGCACCCAGGUCCUGGUGUGGCACACCCGCACAGAGAAGGUCAACCUGGGCAAUGAACCCAAGCGGCAUCAAGACUCGCUAAUGAUCGAGGUCUAGUAGACAGGACUGCGGCGGGGACAGCUCAGACCAUCAGUGGCUUGGACUGAAUACCCAUCAUUCCUGGCACCCUAUUAGUGUCCAUCUCUGAACUGAUUGCCUACUGAUAAAUGCUGGAAGCCCAGUGUGAAGUCAAGGAUGGCUCAGUCAUCCAAUCAUAUACACUGGAUUCAUCUCUAAUCACUGCAUUCACUGAGUCUGUUUCUGGCUGCAUAAAUGGACAGUGCACCAUUUCAUUGAUAAAAAUAUCGCAUCUCAAUGAGGCAGGACACUGGGGUGUUUGUAAAGAACUUGGUGGUCCAGCUCUAAACCCACAUCAAUGGACAUGGCUGUCUUCAGUGGCAGCCAGGAGACUUCGGUGGAAACGCUCACCAGAUUGACAGUUGGUUGUUUGUGAUAUCUGGACAGUCAUUAAGGAAUUUGAUUAACGAUUCAUUGAAAAAGAAGAAGAUUCAGCUGGUAGAAUUCAAUGAGAUCUGCUGAGGAACAGCUUGUCCAUGGAGCAGGGACAGUCUGCAGAAGGACUUGUCGUACAGGUUCUUCCAGGACAUCAAGCAGCCAACAGACGAAGCAGUAUACGAAAAAGACUUUCUUGCUAAGACUUACGUUGCUACUAGUGUAUAUGUGACAAAACCACAGAUAACAAAAUAGAGCCAGAGCAACAGUAGCAACUUGUGUCUAUGGCACACAGGACCCAGCACUACAGGAACAAACCUUUGGAUUACUGUCUUUAUUCCAAACGACCCUCUUUUAAAAGCAAAAUAGGGAAGAAUAAACAACAAAAAACAAAACAAAAAAAGAAAAACAAUAUAAAAUGAGAACUUUACAAUAAAUGAAGCAUUAGACAAAAAUGAUCACACAAUAGUUCAUGGCUAUUCACUGUUUAAUGCACGGAAAUAACAUUUUUUCCUCUGUACUAGGCACCAGAAAAAUGUAAACACAUUAUAGAAAUAAACCUGGAUGACGAGG
Colossoma macropomum (tambaqui) is the source of this 2359-nucleotide messenger RNA. RefSeq names its product beta-1,3-glucuronyltransferase 2 (glucuronosyltransferase S) (gene b3gat2). Bases 464 to 1390 code for a protein of 308 amino acids. Lineage: Eukaryota; Metazoa; Chordata; Actinopteri; Characiformes; Serrasalmidae. The record is from RefSeq and is a predicted model, not a curated record. The transcript has 4 exons. Gene Ontology annotation, molecular function: galactosylgalactosylxylosylprotein 3-beta-glucuronosyltransferase activity. Gene Ontology annotation, biological process: carbohydrate metabolic process; chondroitin sulfate proteoglycan biosynthetic process. Gene Ontology annotation, cellular component: Golgi membrane.